Messenger RNA from Anguilla rostrata (American eel), 2347 nucleotides. RefSeq names its product ciliary microtubule inner protein 1-like. The record is from RefSeq and is a predicted model, not a curated record. Lineage: Eukaryota; Metazoa; Chordata; Actinopteri; Anguilliformes; Anguillidae. Bases 149 to 547 code for a protein of 132 amino acids. The transcript is spliced from 5 exons.
AAGAGGGCUAAAAAGUCUGAUCUAGGAAGUUGCUCUAGUCCAGAAGACUUCGACAGCAAUAAUCACAACAUCAGAAACGCCACAGAAGUGCAGAUACAGAGAAUCAGUCCAAAGGUGUGAGAGAGAGAAAAGAAAGAGACGGGAAAAUAUGGCUACAUCCAAAACAUCAGGCAAGCCAUGCAACCUGGUGAAUCAUGAUCAAAUCUGGAAAGUACACAUAAAUAUGGAACUGGAAUCCGCCAAGAGCUGGCCUCAGAAAUGGGGUUUUCUAACCGAGUCCUACAACCAGGCAAUGCAGGAGAGCAGCAAGGUGACGGACAGAAUCCUGAAACUGGAGCUUCCGGAACACCUGAAGACACGCCCCCCAACUCCCCCGGAGGAAUACCUGGAGGUGCGGCCGUCUCCUCCGGUUCCCCAGACAACGCAAGCGUUCAUUGGCUGGCGCUCGGCGGUUCCAGGACUACAGCUUGAGCGGUACGGACGGGUGCAGUGCGGCAAGAAGAGCUUUCUUAAAGAGCUGGGCUGGGCAUUGAACAGCUGCAGCUAAUGCCUGAUACUGUUCAUCAGAUGGCCCUCACAACCCAGCUAACCCUAACCCAGCAACCCCAACCAAGCUAACCCCAACCCAGCAACCCCAACCAAGCUAACCCCAACCAAUUAACAGCAACCCAGCCAACUUCAAUUCAACUAUCCCUAAUACAAAUAACUCCAAUCCAGUUAACCCCAACUAGCUAACCCAAACUAAACUAACCCCAACCCAGCUAACCCCAACCAACUGACAGCAAUCCAGCCAACUUCAAUACAGCUAGCUUGAAUACAAAUAACCGCAGCCCAGCGACCCCAACCAAGCUAACCCCAACUCAGCAACCCCAACCAACUAAUAGCUAGCCCCAAUACAAAUAACCGCAAUUCAGCUAACCCCAACCAACUAACCCUAACCAGACUAACCCCAACCCAGCCAACUUCAAUCCAACUAGCCCUAUACUAAUAACCCUUAUCCACCUAACCCCAAUCUAACUCACCCUAACCCAAUUAAUCUCAAUCCAGCAGACUACAACAUAACUAGCCCCAACCCAGUUAAUCUCGACUCAGCUGACAUCAAUCCAACUAACACCAAGCGAGCCAACCCUAAUUCAACUAACCCCAACUAAACUAACCCCAAUCCUGUUGACCACAACCAGACUAACCCCAGUCAAAUUAAUCCCAUCCCAACGAAUCGCCAUCCAGACUACAAAGCAACUAAACCCAACCCAACCAACCCCAAUCCAACUAACCCCAACCCAGCUAACUCCAAUUCAAUGAACCUCAACCCAGCCAACCCCAAUCCAACUAACCAUAAACCAAUCACCCUCGAACCCAGCCAAACCCGAUCUAAAAAUCCCCUAUCCAAAUAGCCCCUACCCAACUAACUCCAAACCAGCUAACCACAACCUCACUAACCCCAACCCACCUAACCCCAAACCAACUGAUCCCAACUCAACUAAUCCCAACCCUAUCGAACCCUAACCCAACAAACCCCAAACCCAACUAACCUCAACCAACUCCAAACCGACUAACUAUAACCCAGCCAACUGCAACCCAACAAUCCGCAACCCAACUGGCCACAACCCAGCCAACUCCAAUACAAGCAAACCAUACCACUAUAAAAUAUAGGACUAUUAUAAGAGUAUUAACUAAUUACCUAUAAUAUAUACCAGGGUAUAUAUUGGAAGUAUAUUACACUUAUGUUUAUAAAUUUGCCUGUAUAAUUAUCAUAGAUAAUUUAAUUCAGUUUAGAUCGCACAAUUAAAUAAAACAGCCUAUAAAUUAUGUGGAAUGUUGUUAAAAUGCUGUUAUAAUUCACUUGUAAUAAAGCAGUAUUGUCUUUGAUCAGCUGAAAACCAAAUUAACCAAAAAGGAAAGUCUGCCAAAAAAUACAGUGUGAUUUAUUUUAUGAGUGAGCUUUUCCAAACAACAUAUAUUUAUCCAUACCUCCUCCUCUUCCUCCUCCCCCUUCUUCUUCUUCUUAUUAGGAUUAUUAUGCCAAAAUAGUUGGUAACAGUCAGGAUUAUUAAUGGCUGUGGACAUAGUGAAGCAAUCUUCAGUAACCCUUUCUUCUCCUACAGCUAAAACCCCUUACAUACACCAGUAGUAUCUCUGAAUUUGGAUUAGGUCUCUAAGUAGGAGCUUUAAGAACCCAGUUGAGAGACUAUUCCAAAAAUUCAUGUCAACUGGCAUAUCUUUUAUUUCUCUUUGGGCAGCAAAUGUCAUUCACUUGUGUUUGUAUCCAUAUAUUGUGCUACAUCUUAUGUCGCAAUGUCUUGCAAAGGGUUAAUAACUAAUAAAAGAUGAAUGAAUUGCUUAUUUA